Molecule: messenger RNA, 669 nt
Organism: Fusarium oxysporum Fo47
Lineage: Eukaryota; Fungi; Ascomycota; Sordariomycetes; Hypocreales; Nectriaceae
Product: YhhN-like protein
Exons: 1
Coding region: 1-669 (222 amino acids)
Cellular component (GO): membrane
Source: RefSeq, a predicted model, not a curated record
AUGCAGCCAGAAAAUUAUCUUCUCGCCAGUUCCUUGACCGCAGCCAUACUCUAUGGCGUCAAAGCUCGUGCAAGGCCGAGCUACUCGCGCAUGACCACCAAAACCCUCGCAGUUUCCUUACUUGCGAUCCUCGUCAAAAUUGUUGAUGGGCCGACGUACCUCCUAGCUGCACUCAGCUUUGGGGCGCUGGGCGAUGCGUUUCUUGCUUGGGAUUCAGAGCCGGCAUUCUUGGCAGGCCUUGGAAGCUUCUUGACAUCGCAUCUCUUCUACAUCGCGCUGUUCUUUGAGACAGGCGCAAAGAGGCUUGUUCUAGAAGAUCAAUCACGCGUCGCUAUCGUUAUCUCAGCUAUUCUACUUGGACCCACGAUGUUGACGCUGCUGAUUCCGAGAGUCAACAACGAACUUCGCCUACCCAUUCUUCUCUAUACCUGUGCAAUUCUGGGCAUGAUAUUCUCGGCACUGACGAUCGAGAAUGAUAAGGUCGCACUGGGAGCUGUUGUGUUUACGGUAUCUGAUACCAUCUUGGCCUCUGGCAGAUUUCUUGUACCUACAUCAUCUUCACAUCAAGUCUGGAUGGACUAUGCUGUUUGGAUUCUUUACUACUCGGGACAAUUCAUGCUCGCAAUGGGCACUCUAGAGCAAGCCGGAAUUCAAUUAGGCGCAAAUUGA